CUGCGUUCGAACUUCUUUGGGCCGAAAUCAUUUCGACGGUACGAAGAGCGUUCUUCAGUAUCUUCCCUCCUGCGUUCGAACUUCUUUGGGCCAUAAUCAUCUCGACGGUAUGAAGAGCGUUCUUCAGUAUCUUCCCUCCUGCGUUCGAACUUCUUUGGGUUAGAAUCUCUUCGGCGGUGCGGAGCGCGUGCUUCAUCAUCGAAGUUUCUCUGAUGUUGAAAAGGUUUUCUCGCGCUCUGACUCUGGCUCUGGUCCUGGCUCUGACCCUGGCUUUUGCGAAUGCCGCGAUCGAUGGCGGAUCUCAGGGAGGCAUGUCUCGCGAGAGCCGGCUGAAACCGUGGAAGGACAGGCAGCCGAGAACACAGCCGCAAGCCAUUCAAUUGGGAGUGGAGGAACAUUUCAAUGAUAGCUUGUAACUAGCAAUUCAUGUUUGACCGGUUUUAGUAUAGG
This is a messenger RNA of Aspergillus candidus, 450 nucleotides long. RefSeq lists its product as uncharacterized. The record is from RefSeq and is a predicted model, not a curated record. Lineage: Eukaryota; Fungi; Ascomycota; Eurotiomycetes; Eurotiales; Aspergillaceae. The transcript has a single exon. Bases 213 to 416 code for a protein of 67 amino acids.